GGUCAUGCGUAAGGCGAUCCAUUCAAUGAGCGUGAGCAGCACCGAGAGCUACCGUGCGCUUCUAAAACUACGCGUGUUGCUGCUGAGUGGGAUAUAGCUGCUGCUGCUAGUGUUGCUCCCUUGAUAACCCAGAGGAAAAUGGUGAUAACUGCUUCUACUUCUUCUAACUGUGGUAACUUGGUAUUGAAACCGUGUGAUAUAGUGGCCGUGCAGAACAAAGGACUACUACCUUACUUCACAAUUCCCACCAGCUGCAGUGGUAUGGCCCAAAGCUGCAGUCAAAAUAGUUACCCCCUGUGUGCACCAGUAAUGGGCAAAGUCUCGGCUAUGGGUUUGUCAACUACAAGAGACCAGAGGAUGCUGAAAAAGCAAUAAACACAUUAAAUGGUCUCAGACUUCAGAACAAAACGAUUAAGGUCUCUCUUGCACGCCCAAGCUCUGAGAGUAUUAAAGGAGCUAACUUAUAUAUUAGUGGCUUGCCUAAAUCUAUGACACAGUUGGACUUGGAGGCACUGUUCUCUCAGAUUGGGAAUAUCAUUACUUCAAGAAUACUUUAUGACCAAACCACAGGCCUUUCCAAAGGUGUUGGAUUUAUCCGCUUUGACCAAAGAUGUGAAGCGGAACGUGCCAUUCAGAAGCUGAAUAACCACAUUCCAGAGGGAUGUCUGGACCCCAUCACUGUUAAAUUUGCUAACUCACCGAGUUCAAAUAAGAACUUGGCUGGCAUGGCUCCCCUGGCACUGGCCACCUACUUGUCGCCCACACACCGCCGAUUCUUCGGCCCGAUUCACCAUGCCACAGCCUCCAGCAGGUUUAGGUAUUCCCCUCUCGAGUCUGGACUGCUGCCCAACACCCUGUUACCCACAACCCUCACCACGGCAGCAACAGCGGCAGCAGCCACCAACAGCAGCUCCUCAACCACAGCCCUCAACGCCACAGGCUGGUGCAUCUUUGUGUACAACCUGGCGCCCGACACAGAGGACAGUGUGCUCUGGCAGCUCUUCGGGCCAUUCGGUGCCGUGCAGAGCGUCAAGGUCAUUCGGGAUUUCACCACGCAGAAGUGCAAAGGGUUCGGAUUUGUCACAAUGACCAACUACGAGGAGGCCCUGAUAGCAAUACAAAACCUGAAUGGAUUUACCUUGGGCAACCGUGUUCUACAGGUGUCAUUCAAAGCUAAUGGACGAAAACCAUAAUCAACAUUUAGUAGUUCAUAUUUUGACAAAAGGGAAAAAGACACGACUCAUCAUUCAUUGACAGAUUGUCACCAGAAAAUACACACCAGAGUGCAUAACCCUGAGCGUACUUUUAGAUUUUUAUGGUAAACCCAACUAAUAUCGAAACAAGCUAGUCAGGCAGUAUGAAUAGCUCCUAUUUAUACUCGUAUUAAUAUAGACAAAUGACUUGCAAUCUCAGGAAGAUGGGAUGAGUUCUUUGCCGUGAUCUGUGGACUUUGACUGUUUGGGGAAGAAUUAUCUAGACAUAAUACUGUUACUGUACAAUGUUAAUCUUGACAGCUUAUUAAGACAGUCUGAAGUUUGCUUGCCCAUCCUCUGUCUUACCCCCCCCCACCCUUUCCUCCCAACCCCCCCACAGGUACCCUCCCCCUUCAGCCUCCCAACUCCUGUUCCCUAUUUCCCAUGCCUUUACCAUUUUUAAGGAGGAAGAAAAUCUGCUAAUUAUUUUUAAAGAUUGGGUGAUAUUUACUCUGUAUCAACUUAAGAUGGGGCUCAUUGUAUAUUUGUAAUUUUGUUUCAUUGUUUUUUUGCAAGGACAUAAUUUUGAAUUUGUAAUUUAUAAUUCUUUGACAUGUUUCUUCAUUUUCCUCUCCCACCUUCUUACCCCCUACACCUUCUUCCUCCUCUUAAGAUAACAAAAUCUGUCUUUUUUUUAAAUUGCAGCAUCUAAAGGACUUUGUGCAUAAUUAACAUUUUUCAAAUUACAUUUUAUUUGUCAAACUUAGUUUAAUCAAUUUAUGAUAUUUUUUCCCUUAUAACUGUAAUUCUUAUGUAGUCCAUGAUUUGGAACUUGAUAAUUGCAUAAUAUUUGUCAUGUGUGUAUGUUUGUGGAUCCUUGUGCUUUAAGUGCACGUAGAAGCUCAAUCUUUACUCGAUGUUCAUUAUUGAUUGAUUUUGUGGCUUCAGUUUGGUUUUUCUCUAUUUCAUUUUUUUCUUCCGUGGGAUUUGGUUAAAAUGAAGCACUUUGUUUCAUUGGUUAUCUAUUAAACAUUUCCCUCUGUUUAUAUCUUGAGUUGUUUUAUUUCUUUUUCGUUGUGGCAUGACUCUCUUUCUUCUUUGUAUAUACAAAUAAAAGAAAGCAGACAAUGGAUUGGACUGAUGAUUUCACAAGUUGUCUGUAAAAUGAAAGAAAAAAAAAAACCCAACAAAAAACCAAAAAAACCCCAAGACAAAUUGUUGUCUAGAUUGUUGCUGAAAAAAGGGGAGAAGAAAGAUCUAAAAUUUAAAAAAAGAAAAAGAAAUACUCAUGAGUCUUAUCGAACACAUGCAUUUUCAUGGCUGUGCCAUAACAAAAUAAAUUGUGAAAAGAAACACUAACCCAUGAAUUUGCUGUAAUAAAACUAUGAGAAGUGUUUGAAGUCUGUUCAGUCACCUUUGGUUUUCAUUUUGUGUUUAGUUCUUCAGGUUUUCUUGCUUUGUAUUAAUUUGUGUCUCAUUCAAAUGGAUAAAGCUCAGAUAAAUCAAUAUCACUUUUGGCUUUCUCAAUUCAUGCGACUCUUUUAACUGCACAAUUCCUAAAUGCUAAAACUCUUUCUUGUCCCUGUUACUGAUUUAGAACAGUGUUUUGUAGUACUGGUACUAACAUCGCAGUUUUGCAUGUUUUUGUCUGUGGGCAAUACAAGGUCAAAUUUAUUACUACCCCCCUCCCUGCCCCAGCUUUCCUCCCUUUCUGAGUCAUUUUGUUAUAAAAUUGUGAGGAAUUGCUGAAUUUGAUUAGCAAAUAAUUCAGAUCUUCCAUUGAUGCAACUUGCUGAUAAAUUUUGAUGUUGUUUACCGUUUUUCACUGUGUCACCCUUCUAUGAAACAAAACCGUUCUUGUGUUAAUUCAUAGUGUGAUGGUCACAAUUUCUCCUUGUCUCCUAGGUAGUCAGGUGGUUCAUGCUGGCUCUAACCUUAUGGGACAAUCUUGUAUGGAUCUCUGUCUUCGAGUCUGAACUUGUGGUGCCUCCAGCAAACUGUUGUUGGUCGUACGUGGAAUGUCGUUGUCUCAUAGAAUAGGCCGUGAUCUCUCCUCUAGGUUGUAGUGAAGCAGAAUGCAGUUGAAUUCUUUGGAUCUUUGUUGUGGAAAUCUUAUGGGGAAGAAAGAUUUAUGGAGUCAGCAGUUGUUAUCUGAGGACAGCAUAAGCAUAUAAAACAAAGCAGUAUGUCCCUCUUCUUUGCUAGCGGGGAAAUAUUAAAUAGCCUCUCCCCCCUGUGAGUAGUCGUCUGAUACCUGAACACUUUCUUCUUCAAGUUGGUUGAAGGAACUUGUCCACUGCUGUAGUAACACUGUCACCUCUGACCGUGCUUCACCACUUGGGGAACAUGGAGUUGUUUCCUGUGUAUUUGCAAACAUGUGAUCUUCUUUGUUCUCAUUGUGCUGUGACUAUUACCUGAUGUGUUUUUUGAUUUUGAGCAAUUGCUUGUGGUGUGGUUGUUGGAUUCAUGUGGUUGACUUGAGGAGGGAACAAUGCCGAGAGGAAUCUCUUAACUCCAGCUAGCUUCCAGUUUGGUUGCUGCAGUGGUUCACUGAUAGUCAUCGUAUAGUGGUGGACUGCUCCAAGGUUUAUACUCGUCUAUAUUUCAAAGUUUACCUGUGAGAGUGAUGAAUUGUCUCUCUUUUUUUUCUUUGGAGAUUUUAUUGCUCCCCAGAUAUAAAGUUUCCUUUUGGUGUUCUUUUGAAGCGAUGAACAAACUUUUGGCAAUCAUGUUGAAAUCAUUUACUUGUGCAAUGUAUUGUUCCAUUUUCAGAAUGUAACAGCAAAUAUUCUUUUUAAGCCCCCCAACUUCCAGCUUUCGUAAUAACCCUGUUUUGGGCCCAACAAGCCUAAUGAUAAUAUAUGCAAUUCCAUUUUUUUAUUAACUCCACACUAUUUGUGGCAACUAUACAAUUUUUGAACUAUGGUAGAAAUUGUUACCAUACUAUUUUUGCGGAUGGUCAUUGAGUUCAUAUCACAAGUAUCGCCUGAUGCCAAGUGGGUCCGUGUUUUCUAGUCUGUGGCUAUUAUUGUUUUAUAAUAGCUUUGUGUUCAUCCACUUGGGGAUUGGGCUGAAAGUUUACACCCAUUUUACAUUUUGGCCCCCUCUUUUCUUUCCUCAAUCUGUAUACUUGGUUUAAACUGAAAAGUACAGGCUGUAGACAUUAUGGAGUAGGCAAUUCUCAGUUUUGGCGUUUUCUUGGUUCCCGGAUGUACCUUCCCUUUCCUCCCGGCAGAAAUAAGUUCUCAGUUGUCAGUAGGGCCAGGUUUUACUGUCGACUCGUCUCGGUUCAUCUCCCAUUCUGUUCACAAUUCUGUGGAUGCUUAAUUUCUUCAUGUCUGCUUUCCUUCUCCGGCAUCUGCUAAUAUGAUUUCUGUCAUGGUAUGUGCGUGUAGGGGCUACUGUUAGCUUACACGUCCUUUUAUCAAUAUAGACUUUUCUUUUGUGAAUUUGAUGUUUCAUCCAGUCUUGAGUAUUCAAUCGGCGUAGCUUUUUAACCCCAGUUUUUUGUGUAAGUUCAUUGUUUCUCAAUAGUUUUCAUGAUUCCAUGUUUUUGAUUGUUUGGUGUUUAUUGUUUUGGAGUUUGUUUUUUGCUCGAAUUCAUUCCAGUGUUGAUCAUAUCACUCGGUUCUUCACAUUAGGUAGAUUUUUACUUGUCUGGUUGGUGCCAUGAUGCGCUCAUAGGCAGGAGACCAGAAAUCAUUUCCAACUGAUCUCAAAAGUAGUCCCUUUAAAUGUCAUAUUACUCCCCCCCCCCCCCCCUUUCCGGUGUCCAGCCCAUUGUCCACACUCGUAAUUUAUAGCUUGUCACCUCUUCUUCUAAACAUUCACUUGCAGUGACAUUCUACUUGAGAUGUUUUCCAUGCUAUUUUUUGAGUUCCACCUUGAGAUUACUAACAUUUAAGAACCUACCUAUGUGUGUGUAUUUAAUUCUCUUCCAGCUGCCAACUGCAUAUACUUUAUCGUCCUUUUAUGUGCUUCUGCUUUUUCGUUAGCCCUUCAGUAUAUUUUCACCUUUGAUUCAGCUAAACACUAAUUAAUGUUGAUUUUUAAAUCCCUCUUUCUUUCCACUUUGAUUACUAGCAAUGGAAUGCGUCCGCGUGAGGCGGUGAAUCGUUUUUAGGUGAGAUUUAAGAGAAGAAAAAAACGUCAAAAUUCUUUGAAAGAGAACAUUUUUGAAACCACAAGUUAGACCAAAACUGAUCAGCUGUCUGUUGUUCUGUGUGCAUCAUGACGCAAUCAAGGCUAUAGACUGUUGUCCAGGUUAUUAACAGUAGUUUGGUUGUAUUGCAAUAUUUGUACUUUUACAUGUGAAGACAUUUACAAAAAUAAAAUAUGGCAAACUUGAGUUUUGCUUUGUAUUUUUCCACUGCUCCCUUCUAUUCCUGGCUCAUAUACUACUAGCAGUGAUGAGUUUUUUUAAUGGGCACAUUGCACUCCGAACCCGUGCCCGACUAGGCUGCCAUCCUCACUGGAGUUUGUGGAGAGAUGCUACUAUUACUACUACCCCUCAGGUCUCUUGUCUUAGCAGUUAUUUUUCUCUUCUUUGUUUUAUUCCUUUCCUGGUCCAUGUGUAAGAACAAUAUCAGUACGGUAAUAAAAGAGCAAGAAGCGAACAAAAAAAGACAAAAACUGGAAAA
Molecule: messenger RNA, 5833 nt
Organism: Aplysia californica (California sea hare)
Lineage: Eukaryota; Metazoa; Mollusca; Gastropoda; Aplysiida; Aplysiidae
Product: ELAV-like protein 1
Cellular component (GO): ribonucleoprotein complex
Molecular function (GO): RNA binding
Source: RefSeq, a predicted model, not a curated record